AUUUUCCCAUUCGGGCGGAGCCCUCCCUGGCUAAGUCAGUUCCCAGACUUCUUGCUCAGGGGUUGGACAGCCACACGGAAACCAGAAGGGGACACCAGAGGGAUCGGACACCUGGCAGGGCCCACAGUAGGACGAUGGCCAGUGGGGGCAGCGACCUCAGCACCAGGAUGUCUGCAGAAGACUACAGACGUAUGUGUGAGAUUGCAUUCCAACACUUUAAGAAACAUAAGGUCGAGAUUUCCGAUGCAAUAAAAACAGUAUUUCCUUUCCUUGAGAUUCUUCGUGAUCGUGGAUUCAUCACCAAUGAAAAGUAUAAAGAGUUUAAAAAACAUUACAAAAACCUGUCACCUGUAUCAAGAGUGGUGUAUGAUGUUCUCAAUGAACUGGAAGAGAAAUUUGACAUGUCGCUUCUAGAAACCUUGUUCAGCAAGAUCACCAUGAAGAACUACCCUGAUUUAAAUGAAAUUUGCAAAGACUUCAGAGAUGUGAUCCAAAGGAAAAUUUGUCACCAAGCAAAUGGAGAAAAGAGCACAAAGAACCAUAUUACCCAGCUGAGCCUUGAACAAGGAACUGGUGACAACGCCCAUCAAAGCAUAUCCUGGCUCUUCCCAGAUCUGUCCGAUUACAAAGGUACAGCCAUACCUGAAAAUGAACUCUCAGAGUACCUAUGUGAAAAAGAACAGAUCAAUAAGAAGGAAACAGGUAUAACCAGUGGCAACAAUGAACUAGAAAGCCAACAAGCAAAUGAACAACGUGCCCAAGAGUCUUAUCGAGCAGAGUCCGUGGACUUACGAAGGUCACCUAUAUCUGGAAAGAGACUUUCCAAAAGAGUGAGAAGUCCUGAAGGGCCUUCGGGGCUCAGUGCAGAGGAGCAGCGCCUGGGAGCUGGGAGCCCCGCCGUGGGAAGUGGGGCUGAUGUGGAAGGUCCUGUGGAUCUUGGAAAAAACCCUACUUUACAAAAAGCCACGAGAAAAAGAAGGAAAAGACAGCACCCAAGAGUGCCUGUGAAUUUUCACGCUGAAAUACUUCCUGUGACCUGUGGGGAGAUAAGCGGUAAAUUGUUUAAGAGGGAAUUUGAACAAGGAUCCACAAUGAAGUGUAUAAUGACAGAGGAUGGAAACUGGUUCACCCCCAGGGAAUUUGAAGUUGCAGGGGGCUAUGAAACUUCAAAAAAUUGGAAGAUGAAUGUCCGCUGUGGUGGGAGACCCCUAAAACACCUGAUGGAGGAAGAAAAACUACCUAUACCGCCUGUAAAAUGUGGCAAGAAAAAGAAGCUUGAAACGUCAGAUGUAUGUGAGGUCUGCUGGUAUGGAGAAGACCUCAUCCGCUGUGAUACUUGUUCAAGAGUCUUUCAUGGGCCCUGUCACCUCCCACCAGUGGAGACUAAGAGGAGACCGUGGAGUUGCACCCUCUGCAGGAUAAAGGAACCUGCAGGAAGGCAGCCAGUUUACCAUGAAUCGGAGGUGCUGAAGAGACCGAUGGGGCCUGAGGAGCAGCUGAAAUGCGAGUUCCUCCUCUUGGAAAUCUAUUGCCAUCCAGACAGCUGCUGUCUUGAGAUAAUUCAACAAGAUAAUUAUCCUCUAGAGACUUUUAAAGGCAUGGAUCAUUCUAUGAUGUUGAAGAAAAUCAGGAAGAAUCUACGUGAGCGCUGUUACCCCUGCGUGGAGGGGUUCAUGAGGGACAUGCGCGUCAUCUUUCAGAGUCACAGGGCAUUUCAUAAAGAUCAUGCCUUGUACUUAAUGGGAAUUAAGUUGGAGGCCAAAUUUGAGCAGUGUUUUAAGGACGUGUUUGCUAUUCAGGAAAGAAAACAAGAACACACAGAAAACGAAAUUAAAUAAGAGGACAAUGCAAGAAGAAAAUUAGAACUUCAAGAAAGAAAAAGAAACUAUCAAGAAGAGAAACAGACAUCCUAGAUCCAAAGAAGACAACAAUGACAUGGAAGAAUUGAAGAGAAAGCUUCAGCACCAAACUCAGUUAAGCAGAAGAAAGAACCAGUGAGCUAGAGGAGAGGUUAUUUGAAAUCAUCCACUCAGAGGAGCAAGGGAGACUGAAAAAGAGUGAAGAAUGCCCCCAGGACUUAGGAGACAUUAUCAAGGGAACAUAUAUGCAUCAUGGUUCUCCUAGAAGUCAAAAGGAAAAAGAAAGGAACAAAUUGUCUAUUGAAAGCAAUAGUGAUUGAAAAUUGGGGAAAGAAAUGGUCAUCUAUGUUCUUACAGCCCACUGGCCCACAUAGGUGAAGUUUAUUAUUUUUUGUUAGUUUUAAGUUUUUUUGUUGUUCAAUUACACCUGUCCCCAUUUUUCCGCCAUUUCUCUCCCCUGACUUGCCUUUUAGAAGGGCUUCAUGGACAAGUUUUGUAACCGAAUGUCAAAUUUAAAGACAAAGAGAGUGCUUUGAAAGUAGCAAGAGAAAAGUUACUUGGUACAUACAACAGAGCCCCCAAAAGAUUACAAGCAGUUUUUGAACAGACACUUUGCAGGUCAUGUGAGAGUGGAUGAUGUAUUGAAAACAGUGAAAGCGAAGAGCUGCUGUGAAGAUUAGUACUCAGCAAAGCUGCCCUAUAGAAUUAAAGGAGAAAGAGACCUACCCAAGAAAACGGAAGCUGAGGGCGUUCAUCCCCACUAGCACUGCCUAGGUGCUCAGGUUGUUUGUGCAUCGUCCCAACACACCAACGUUGCAGGUUUGGUCCCCUGUCAGGGCACAUACUAGAACCAACCAAUGCAUAAAUAAAUAA
Molecule: messenger RNA, 2732 nt
Organism: Pteronotus mesoamericanus
Lineage: Eukaryota; Metazoa; Chordata; Mammalia; Chiroptera; Mormoopidae
Product: nuclear body protein SP140-like
Exons: 17
Coding region: 135-1838 (567 amino acids)
Biological process (GO): regulation of transcription by RNA polymerase II
Cellular component (GO): nucleus
Molecular function (GO): DNA-binding transcription factor activity, RNA polymerase II-specific; DNA binding; protein binding
Source: RefSeq, a predicted model, not a curated record